CUGCGAACGAAGACAUCAGUGUUACAAAAUUUUGCAGGUGUUUGUUGUAUUGUUAUUGUUUUGCAAAUAAAUUUCACGAUGUCGAAAGAAUGUAAAUCUGAUUCUUCAACCUCAGAUUCUGAAGUUAGUGCUUGUAGUUCAAAUUAUAAUCCAUUAAAGGCUCUUUACUCUAAUAAAGUAAAGAUACCGGUUGAGUCGGCGCCGUUGUAUGAAAAUAUCGCACAAUUUGAAGCCGCACAGAGCAAAUCAAAUGAAGUAAUUCCCUUUGGGCACAACAAAAUGGUUCAGAAGAGAGAAGAAGAAAAGGAAAAGAAAAGAAUCGAGGAGGAACGAUUAUUAGAAGAAAAGAAUAAACGACGGUUCGCACAAUAUAAAACGGUCAUGGUGCCUACAAAAGAAUACAGAGCGAGAAACCUCCUCACUCGUAUAGAGGCUAUGGAGGGACCUCUUGGCGUUUUAAAGGAUUGCGUCGACAAAAGGCUUAGAGUUAAGAUAAUAACACGCAGCCACACAGGAGUGAGAGGUGUACUUCAUGCGACCCUGGUAGCUUUUGACAAGCAUUGGAACAUGGCGCUUAGUGAUGUCCUAGAAAUUUGGCAGAGAAAGAGAAUCAAACAGCGGAAGAUCCCUCCUGUAAUGGGAAAACCGGUUCCCAAAGGCACGGCGGCAACAAUCUCUACCAUCCCGGUAGUGACAGAAACUCCUAUUGGGAAGGGAAUAUUCGAGUGUACGAGACAUGUACCCCAGAUGAUGAUGCGCGGCGAACACAUAGUACUAAUCAACGUGGUGGAGCGGUGAUCUCUUCAAAAGACUGCUAGCCUGGUAGCUCGAAUAUGUGUUGCGAUUUUGUGCAACCUUUUUGUAGGCUUUUUUUACAUGCUUGCGAAUACUAUUUUAUUAUUUUAAUAGUUUGUUGUACUCAAUAUGCUUACGAUCGUAGAUCGCUGGAAUUUAAGUGAUGGUGCUGUUAUCAAGCUAAAAC
Messenger RNA from Spodoptera exigua (beet armyworm), 982 nucleotides. The record is from the annotation of a GenBank genome assembly. NCBI's taxonomy places the organism in Eukaryota, Metazoa, Arthropoda, Insecta, Lepidoptera, Noctuidae.